Messenger RNA from Callithrix jacchus (white-tufted-ear marmoset), 2263 nucleotides. Lineage: Eukaryota; Metazoa; Chordata; Mammalia; Primates; Cebidae. The record is from RefSeq and is a predicted model, not a curated record.
CUUCCUCAAGAUUCCUGCCCUGUCGUCACCUGGCACAACCCCCAGCCCGGCCCUCACCGCUUCUCAGGAAACGUCCCUGUUCCCAGCCUCCUCCAUCCUCUCCCCUGACCCGGACAGAGCCCCACUGUGAUCUCCCUGUUGUCCUUCCAGACGCCCAAGGUGGGCAAGAGAGGAAAAGCAGGUCCUGGAGGGAGAGGCGGGAAGAAACGUGCCGCUGGGAAAAAGAUGGCAGCCGUGGGAGCCCCUGAGGCAGGGAGCGGGCCAGCACCACCCGGGCCCAGCCAGCCGCCGAGCCAGGAGCUUCCUCCAUGCAAAGUGCCUGUGAAGGAGGAGCCAGUGGGCGAGCCCGACCCACUGAGCCAGGAGACCCAGCUGGAGGAUCCACUGAGCCAGGAGACCCAGCUGGAGGAGCCACUGAGUGACGUGAUGACCGUCUCCACCUCGUCGGAGCCACUGAGUGACGUGAUGACCUUUGAGUUGAGCAAGAUGGCGCCAAAGAAGAGAGCCUCGGUACCGCCGGCCAAGGCCGGGGAGACGCAAAAGAGGAAGUCCUCUUCUGAGACGCCCAAGGUGGGCAAGAGAGGAAAAGCAGGUCCUGGAGGGAGAGGCGGGAAGAAACGUGCCGCUGGGAAAAAGAUGGCAGCCGUGGGAGCCCCUGAGGCAGGGAGCGGGCCAGCACCACCCGGGCCCAGCCAGCCGCCGAGCCAGGAGCUUCCUCCAUGCAAAGUGCCUGUGAAGGAGGAGCCAGUGGGCGAGCCCGACCCACUGAGCCAGGAGACCCAGCUGGAGGAGCCACUGAGCCAGGAGACCCAGCUGGAGGAGCCACUGAGUGACGUGAUGACCGUCUCCACCACGUCGGAGCCACUGAGUGACGUGAUGACCUUUGAGUUGAGCAAGAUGGCGCCAAAGAAGAGAGCCUCGGUACCGCCGGCCAAGGCCGGGGAGACGCAAAAGAGGAAGUCCUCUUCUGAGACGCCCAAGGUGGGCAAGAGAGGAAAAGCAGGUCCUGGAGGGAGAGGCGGGAAGAAACGUGCCGCUGGGAAAAAGAUGGCAGCCGUGGGAGCCCCUGAGGCAGGGAGCGGGCCAGCACCACCCGGGCCCAGCCAGCCGCCGAGCCAGGAGCUUCCUCCAUGCAAAGUGCCUGUGAAGGAGGAGCCAGUGGGCGAGCCCGACCCACUGAGCCAGGAGACCCAGCUGGAGGAGCCACUGAGCCAGGAGACCCAGCUGGAGGAGCCACUGAGUGACGUGAUGACCGUCUCCACCUCGUCGGAGCCACUGAGUGACGUGAUGACCUUUGAGUUGAGCAAGAUGGCGCCAAAGAAGAGAGCCUCGGUACCGCCGGCCAAGGCCGGGGAGACGCAAAAGAGGAAGUCCUCUUCUGAGACGCCCAAGGUGGGCAAGAGAGGAAAAGCAGGUCCUGGAGGGAGAGGCGGGAAGAAACGUGCCGCUGGGAAAAAGAUGGCAGCCGUGGGAGCCCCUGAGGCAGGGAGCGGGCCAGCACCACCCGGGCCCAGCCAGCCGCCGAGCCAGGAGCUUCCUCCAUGCAAAGUGCCUGUGAAGGAGGAGCCAGUGGGCGAGCCCGACCCACUGAGCCAGGAGACCCAGCUGGAGGAGCCACUGAGCCAGGAGACCCAGCUGGAGGAGCCACUGAGUGACGUGAUGACCGUCUCCACCACGUCGGAGCCACUGAGUGACGUGAUGACCUUUGAGUUGAGCAAGAUGGCGCCAAAGAAGAGAGCCUCGGUACCGCCGGCCAAGGCCGGGGAGACGCAAAAGAGGAAGUCCUCUUCUGAGAUUUCCAAGGAGGGCAAGAGAGGAAAAGUAGGUCCUGGAGGGAGAGGCGGGAAGAAACGUGCCGCUCGGAAAAAGAUGGCAGCCAUGGGAGCCCCUGAGGCAGGGAGCGGGCCAGCACCACCCGGGCCCAGCCAGCCGCCGAGCCAGGAGCUUCCUCCAUGCAAAGUGCCUGUGAAGGAGGAGCCAGUGGGCGAGCCCGACCCACUGAGCCAGGAGACCCAGCUGGAGGAGCCACUGAGCCAGGAGACCCAGCUGGAGGAGCCACUGAGUGACGUGAUGACCGUCUCCACCUCGUCGGAGCCACUGAGUGACGUGAUGACCGUCUCCACCUCGUCGGAUCUACCGAGUGACGUGAUGACCGUCUCCGCCUCGUCCCUCAGCAGCGACUAAGUUCAGGCCCAGCUGCCAGGAGACUCGGAGAUCUCACCAGUGCAGGGGGCGCCCCCAUGCUGAUGUCAAUAAAUCCAAU